AUGCAAGCUCCGGUUAUUAUGCUCAAUACCGGUGCCGGUGAACGGCAAACCGGCAGGAAAGCACAGCUAUCAAAUAUUACCGCGGCGAAAACCGUCGCGGAUAUUAUCCGAUCAUGCCUCGGUCCUAAAGCCAUGUUGAAGAUGUUGUUGGAUCCUAUGGGCGGUAUUGUUUUGACAAACGACGGCCACGCAAUAUUACGAGAAAUCGAGGUUGCCCAUCCAGCUGCAAAGAGCAUGAUCGAGCUAAGUAGGACGCAGGACGAGGAAGUUGGUGAUGGAACGACAACGGUCAUUAUCCUUGCCGGCGAGAUUCUAGCUCAGGCCCUUCCCCACCUCGAACGCCAUAUCCACCCCGUUACCAUUAUUCAAGCUUUCAAGCGGGCUCUGUCAGAUGCUCUCGAAGUUAUCGAAAAGAUCUCGAUUCCUGUCGAUGUCACCUCAGACGAGGAAAUGAUGAAGCUGAUUUCUUCAUCUAUCGGCACGAAAUUUGUCUCUCGAUGGAGCGAUCUGAUGUGCGGCCUAGCACUCAAAGCCGUGCGUGUAGUAGCCGCAGAAGUUGGUGGUGGAAAUAAAGAGGUCGACAUUAAGAGAUACGCUAGGGUGGAGAAGAUCCCCGGCGGCCAAAUCGAGGAUAGUAGGGUUUUAGACGGUGUUAUGCUCAACAAAGACAUCACACAUCCAAAGAUGAGGAGAAGGAUAGAGAACCCAAGGGUCAUCUUGUUGGAUUGCCCGUUGGAAUACAAGAAGGGUGAAUCGCAGACAAACAUUGAAAUUUCCAAGGAGGAGGAUUGGAAUAAGAUCCUAGAGAUUGAAGAGCAGCAAGUAAAAUCUCUGUGCGAACACAUCCUAGCUCUAAAGCCGGAUUUGGUCAUCACAGAAAAGGGCGUGUCAGACCUCGCCCAACAUUACUUGCUCAAGGGCAAUGUCACUGCAUUGAGACGGGUUCGCAAAUCUGACAACAACAGAAUAGCGAGAGCAACCGGUGCUACAAUUGUGAAUAGGGUUGAAGACCUCCAGGAAUCCGAUGUUGGAAAUAAGUGUGGGCUUUUCGAGAUUGAGAAGAUUGGUGACGAAUAUUUCUCCUUUAUUACCAAGUGCGAGGACCCCAAGGCUUGCACAAUCUUAUUACGAGGGCCAUCGAAGGAUAUUUUGAACGAGAUUGAAAGAAAUCUGCAGGAUGCCAUGUCGGUUGCUCGUAAUGUCUUUUUCCACCCGAGGUUAUCUCCUGGUGGUGGUGCUACCGAAAUGGCGGUUGCUGUGAAGCUCCAAGAGCUCGCUAAGCAGGUAGAAGGUGUUCAACAGUGGCCCUAUAAAGCGGUUGCCGAUGCUAUGGAGGUCAUCCCUAGGACACUUAUCCAAAACUGCGGUGCUAGUCCAGUUAGAGUGUUGACCCAACUCCGGGCCAAGCAUGCUGAGGGCGGAUACACCUGGGGCAUUAAUGGUGACACCGGAAAGAUUGUUGAUAUGCACGAGUACGGCGUGUGGGAACCAGAAGCAGUCAAGCUUCAGAGUUUGAAGACUGCCAUUGAGUCUGCCUGCCUGCUGUUGAGGGUCGACGAAAUCUGUGGUGCGAAAAGCGGGAAGCAAGGAGGUGGAGGUGGUGCCGAAGAAUAG
Molecule: messenger RNA, 1614 nt
Organism: Orbilia oligospora ATCC 24927
Lineage: Eukaryota; Fungi; Ascomycota; Orbiliomycetes; Orbiliales; Orbiliaceae
Exons: 8
Coding region: 1-1614 (537 amino acids)
Biological process (GO): protein folding
Cellular component (GO): chaperonin-containing T-complex
Molecular function (GO): ATP hydrolysis activity; ATP binding; ATP-dependent protein folding chaperone
Source: RefSeq, a predicted model, not a curated record